This is a messenger RNA of Setaria italica (foxtail millet), 619 nucleotides long. RefSeq names its product gibberellin-regulated protein 3. The record is from RefSeq and is a predicted model, not a curated record. NCBI's taxonomy places the organism in Eukaryota, Viridiplantae, Streptophyta, Magnoliopsida, Poales, Poaceae. Bases 88 to 363 code for a protein of 91 amino acids. The transcript has 3 exons.
CUCAUCUCCCUCACUGCACACGAGUCACUAGCACCAUCUGCGUGCGUCUCUCGAGCAAGCAAGCAAAGCUUCCCCGCGCGCGCCGCCAUGGGCAAGGCCAGGAUGCUCUUCGCACUCUCGCUAGUCGUCGUCCUGCUCCUCGUCGAGACCACCGCUCCCCAUGGACAGGCUCACGCCAUCGACUGCGGCGCGAGCUGCUCGUACCGGUGCAGCAAGUCGGGGCGGCCCAAGAUGUGCCUGAGGGCGUGCAACACCUGCUGCCAGCGCUGCGGCUGCGUCCCCCCGGGCACCGCCGGCAACGAGAACGUCUGCCCCUGCUACGCCAACAUGACCACCAAGAACGGCAAGCACAAGUGCCCCUGAUCCACCGUGUCAUCCCCCGCAUCAUCGGCUUGCCAAGAGCCCAAGACAUGAUGCGGCCAUGAGACAUGCAGGAUACUAUACUACUUGUUCCUACCUAGCUAUACUACGUACUACCGAAUUACUGCCUACUAGCUAGCUAGCCAUCCGUGAUCCAUCAGUCAGUUCAUCGUGUAUGCGUGCUUCCGUGUGGUUUGGUUCGUUUGUCGUCGUCGUGUGUUCCCAUCAUACGUGAAUAAAUCAAAUCAAAUACAAAUAC